Molecule: messenger RNA, 456 nt
Organism: Daldinia vernicosa
Lineage: Eukaryota; Fungi; Ascomycota; Sordariomycetes; Xylariales; Hypoxylaceae
Exons: 3
Coding region: 1-456 (151 amino acids)
Source: RefSeq, a predicted model, not a curated record
AUGGAUUCAGCCAAAAAGACAUAUUCGCCUGGUACACAAGACCUUAGGAUAUGCAACCAACUCAAGGUAUUCAUGUUUAUUGCCACGAUGACCAUUCAAAUUACCAAAUACUUUCGCGUCGAAAGCAUGACAUUACCUCAGGCGCAGCAUAAGAUUUGGAAGUAUGUAGCAUUGGCCUAUCAAACAGCAACUGACCGCGAACCUAAUCCCCAGGAAGUUCUCAUCAGUCUUAACAUUACAGUGGCCAACCGCGUAUACAUCCUCGCGCCCCAGUGGAAUCCAAGCGUGGAGAGUCAGGCUAUCGGUCGGGUGUCCCGGCUAGGCCAAAGCAAGCCCGUUUCGGUGACGCGGUACAUCGUUCGAGGAACAGUGGAAGUAAGCAUGCAGUCUCGACAGGUACGGAAGGUAGAUCUUGCAAAAGUUGGAUUUCAGGACGGCAAUCUAGACAACUCUUAA